UUUGAACCAUUCGUUUUACCUGUCUGACCUUGACAGUCGUUCUUGUUGUGACAAGUAAUUCCAAGCCUUUUGCUGAAUUCAACACGUCGUGUCACGUCAUUCGCACACUAUAACUUUCAGUAGCCUGGUGGUUAGAUUAGCCUCACUGGAAGUUGCUAAAUAUUUAAAACAUUUUCCGUUCCUGUCUGGAGGAUUUGGUGAUCCCCUGCUACUAGACACGGAAGCCUGUUAAGCGAAAGCUUCUAUUCCAUCCACAACCAUUUGAAGCAUUUAAAAAUGAGUACAAAUUGUAGGCAAGGGAAAGUCGAGGUUAGUGAUCACUCGCUAUUAUCUGAAUUUAAUCAAGAUGUUUGUCUUCAGCUUAUUAAUGGUCAGAAGGUCGGAAAGGAUUCUGAAGCCCAAAGUCAUAGUAUUUUGAGUAAUUAUUUCACUGAAGAAAUAAAUUCGGACGAUCCAUUCGGUUCUGUUUGUGACUCAAAUCCUAAUGAAUUGCCCAAAUCACCUAGCAAUACUGAUCUAUCAAAAUGCUCUCAGUUGGAUCCUAAACAAGAUGUAACGAGUUUGAACCGUCUAAGACAACGAGAUGCCUGGUUGCCUUCUGAAUCUACUCAAAAAGCAUUAUUGAGUCCAAGUCCCGAAAACAAGUUAGUUGAGGUAAAACCUAUUCUCAUGGGCAAAGAUUAUGAGAUUGGCGGUAGUGGUAGCACUUCUGCUUUUGAUCCAUUCCAUUAUUUGUUGGCUCAGUAUACGGGCGAUGAACCAAACGUUAAUGCAAUCCAACGGGUUCCAUCUAUUGAACUGAGGAGUCAAAGUGGUAAUGAUCUCAAAAAAUUAAUUAACAAUGGAUGGUAUACUUGUGCACUGAAUCUUACUUAUCGUAUUCUUUCAGCUGCUGGUUUUAAAAAUGACGAAAGUGAGGCCGUUUUAUCUCCAUAUACUGCUCAGAUUUGGUUGUGUCGAUUGGCCUUAUUAGUUCGUACGCAAAAUUAUAAAUUGGCUGAACAUGAAUUUGCUACUUUUCAUAACAUGGAAGCACCGAAUUUCUAUUUUGAAUAUUCUCCCCAAAGAUAUCCUGGACGGACAGGUUCUAUCAUUCCAUUUUCUUUAAGACUACUUCAUGCUGAAUUACCAUUUAAUUUAAAUCGUACAAAUGAAGCAUUAGAUCGUCUAUAUUACUUAUUAGCUAUUAUUGGUCGAAUUCAAAGUAAUUUAGAGAAAGGCUUUAGAGAGGAUGGUUCGAUAAGUGAACCAGAUCUUGUUUACCGACAAGCCUCAUUAAAUUUAUGGACUGCUCGUAAAAUUCGGGUACUUUCCAGCUGUUUAUCAAUAUUUCUACAUAAGUUAGAUUAUCAAUCAGCACUAAAUAUAGUACGUCAAUUAACACAUCUAUGCAGUGAUAAUCAGGUUGUGCUUAGAGGAUUCUGUAGUUUACUUGGUCGUGUUCAUUUGCAGUUUGGGGAUUUGCAAACGGCUAAAGCACUUUUCGACAGAUCGUUACCUAAUGCGGAAUUUCCACUGGGCUAUAAACUUCAAUUACUGAUUCUACAGAAUUUUCAUAAUGCGUUGUUAUCGAUUGGUAAAGGGGAAUAUGAAGAAGCGAGAAUGUUCUUUGAAACUGUUCUGCAAUUAGAUCCUACAAAUGUGGCACUACUGAAUACUGCGGUUCACACUUCGGAACUCAGUUAAUUGAUUGGUAUGCAUCUAGCUUCCGCACCAGUAGAAACUAGGACACAUUCAGACUUCACUCUCCGUAGUUCUUCAAAUCUCAUGGGUGAGUGCCACUAUACUUCAAACCAUAUUGUGGUAGUAAAUGUGUUUUCACUUUUAUGGAAAACACAGUAAGUUAGACUUCUGUGUUAAUUGUCAAUUUCGUACUGUGAAAGUAUAAAUCUGCAAUAAGGAUAAAUAUUUCUUAGGGAAGACUCUAAGUCAUGUAACCUGUGAGUAAAACCACGUAUCUGAUGUCUAAAGACUUGUGAUGUUUUCUGGACCAUUGUGUUUUAAAUUAGCAUCAACAGGACACUUUCAUCGUACCAAACUGAUUCCGUGAUUGUUGAUGACGAUCAAAUUUCACUCCUCUGUUGUUUAGAACAUUGAUAGUAAAAAUGGCAUAGAUUUGUCGUUAGUUCAGUACUCUUAUGCAAAUUAUUAAAACAAAAACUCAUGUGGCUAGACCUAUAAUAGACAGUAUGUUCUUUCCAUAACCGCAGCUCCUACUUUUCCAGACAGGCUGUUUGGAGAGCGGUAAGACUAAAAACAGCAAACCAAGGUGUGUGGAAGAAGUUGUACUACCGACUCUAUAAGGGUGUGGUAGAAGUUAUUUGUUCCUCCAGAACAGCCAGUAUUUACAGCGAGUCAAUGAACAUGAUAAAAAUGUACAUAUAUAUACAUAGUGAAAUGAAUUAAUCAUCGAAUCAAUUAAGCGACUAAAAUAGUAAGGCUAGUAGAAUGAAUGUAUAUGCGUAGGCAGUAAGCAAUGCUCAGGCAUACAUAUUCAUACAAGUGCAACAAUAAUAAAGGUACAAUGAUAUAAGUUGUUAUAGUACGGAUGACUCUGUCCGUUAAAUAAAUUAACAAAAGGGCUUAACCAAAUUAAAUGUGAACGUACUCAAUUGCACGUGAGCUGCUAUUUCCUUAAAUAUAACCCUUCUCACUUAUCUUUAUCACCACGUGCCACCAAUGCUAAUGACUGGAGUUAACGAAAUGUUGAUCUUGGUUUCUAGAAACCGGUCACAUGUUGGAGCUCUUGAUGUUCAGACCCUGUGUUAAAUAGAACAACAAGCUUCCUUGCCUAGGACUCCUGAACUCUGCGCAAUCGAUGUACGCCGCGACUGCAUUGCUACUUCCUAUGAACUAACUGGUGUAGGUAUAGCAUUAAGUUGAAAAGCAGAACAGGCUCUACUAGACUGGUGGUUUGUCCGACUGAGCAGUAUAGUCGGAACUCUGAAAGAUAAGAUAUCACACUUUCCUCGUCAUCUCUGCCUACGACCCCACUAAUCACAGUUCGGAUGAAAUAAUAGACGAAUUUUAUGAGAAGCUUUCUAGACUCCGUCAAAAAUCAAAACGCUUGGAUAUGGUGAUAGUGGUAGGUGAUUUUGUACCGAAAUAUGUAAACUAAAGCAAACUGAAAAGCACUUGGGACGGAUCUUACGAUGCUACGUCUCAGUACACUGAUAAUGGUGACAGCCUGCUGUCAUUGUGCUCAGAUAACCGUCUUUUCGGCAAGCACAAACUUUAAUUAUAAGUAAAGCAUCAUCUGAAUUUGCGACCCAUAUAAUUGACUGGACAAUGGACUUAAAUUGCCCACGUUGCCGUUAGCCAUCGUUGAAGAGGCUCGAUAUAAGACUGUCACCCAUUCUGAAGCGUGCAUUAUCCACGUCUUCAGUCAGUAACAACGUAGAACUUCGUACGUACGUACAUCAGUUCUAGUUGUCAUGGCCAUAACACUUUAGGAAACAGUUUAAUUGGCCUUAAACCGCAUUUCAGUUAUCCACUGUAUCCUAACGAUCUUACUGGCAAAUUGAUGCAAGUCCUCCAAAACUUAAUGAAACAAUAAGCAAUCUAUAACAAGCGGAAGCCUGAUAGACUAGCGUGAGAUUUUUGGGGAUGGUGGUCCAGUCUUAGCAGUUACUUGAUCUGAGCCCUUAGCUAAAAUCUGUGAAUUGUGCGUAAUCUCAUCUGACAAUUUCGAUCGCUGAUCGUCCCAAUUUAAAAGAAAGGAAAAAUCCUUUUGUGACAAUUACAGCAAAAUCAGUUUGACUAAUUUAAUGUCUAUAAUAUUAUCUACAAUGAUACUUUGACGCCUAACUAGAGCUUAUGAAGAGCGAAUGUGAGAAUGUUAGACUGGUUUCAGACGUAGACCUCGAUUUAUAGACAAUACUCAACGUUCAGCAGAUUCUUGGCACAUAGAUAUAGUUUUCGAUGUCCGACUACAGUUGUGUUCCUUUAUAUUAUGGUGGAGUUCUACUCUGUAGAUCGUGAUAUUCUAUGCCAACCUCUAUCAUUGACAAACGUACCGAAUAGACAGUUCUCUACUCGAUCGCUGCUGGUCGAACUUGGAUAUACCAAAAUUGCUAGGUGAUUUGGGCUAUGAAAAUAGCGUAAAGCUGUUAGAUAGGUGGAGAGAAAUCAUAGUGUAUACAUGUCUGUAUACGAGUAAACUUUAAUACUAUGUAACAAAUAUUUGUUGUUCCCCUUUUCUAUAAGCCCCAGUGUCAUCAACACUAAAACAAGAACUAGAAACUGUAUAAGCACAUUGAUAAAUAAGUAGUCAAAUAAAAGGGCUAAUCGGAGGAAAUUCCGUGAAAAAAAUAGGAAAGAUUGAAUGAGUAAACCAAACAUAUAACGGUGACUGGUUGCUGCAGCUAUCCUCGGACAAUUGUUUAUUUCUAGCAAGCACCAACUAUGAGCACGAUAUACGCAUUCGUCUGAUACGGCAACCGACUCAACGGUAGACCCAAAUAGAAUACAUUGCAAUCAGCCUCUGUUAGAGAAGCUCAAUAGAAGACCGACUCAUUCUGAAGCAUAUAUUUGGACCGAUGUACAUAUCUCCAACGUUAUACAUUGCAUUUAACGGACUGACUGUGCCAGUUUUUUUCAAUCAAUAAAGCUACGUUCGAAAUAGAUCUAUCGAAUGUAGUAAGCUUCCCAGCAUAUGUUCCUGCUAGCUGACAAUGAUCGAUAACUUUAUUGAUCAUUACUUUCUAUAUGCCGAUUUUAACGUUGUACGAUGGUAUCUAGGAAUCAUUUAGCCUCAAAGAAAUGGAUAUACAUUUCUUUUACUAAAUUGCUGUUUUCAAUGAGUCUCAUCACCUUAGGUGAAUAUAUAAAUAGUUUAUAAGAUUGACAUAUUCAUUUACAGUCGAAAAUUGAAGUUAACAGUCACUUUACCGUAAGUUGUCUAUGUUCAAUUUUUUUGCUAUACGAUCUUCCUCAUUUCAUUCAUAUUCCACAAUUCAGGCGGCCAAUAAUUUAGCUAUUUGUUCUUUAUAUGUUGGACGACUAUCAAAAUCAAUUGAAGUGUUGGAGGAUCUAACAACAACUGGACUAACUAGUCAACCAAUAAACAACUUAGGCGUUAUUACAACUGCUUCAACAACUACAGGAUUUUCUACAUCAUUCAUGUUCAAUGCACGAUGUCGUCGAUUCUGUCUACAUGAUGUAAUGAUUUCAAAUUUAGCUGUAUUAUAUGAGGUAGAGUCAGAUCUGGCCACAUUGAAAAAAGUUAACUUACUGAAAAAGUUGAUUGAAAUAUCUGGCGAACCAGUGCACAUAUCAUCAUUUAAAUUAUCUAUUAAACAAUAAAACAAUUAGUAUGUAAUAUUAACAAAUAUCUUCCAUUCUAAAUCACUUGAAUGAAAAAGAACAUUUAUUUGAUUGAUGCCUAUAAAAACAUAUUGUUAAAACUAACCUCCGAAAUUAUAUCUUAUAUUAGAACAUAGU
Schistosoma guineensis is the source of this 5442-nucleotide messenger RNA. Lineage: Eukaryota; Metazoa; Platyhelminthes; Trematoda; Strigeidida; Schistosomatidae. The record is from the annotation of a GenBank genome assembly.